Messenger RNA from Phalacrocorax carbo (great cormorant), 2991 nucleotides. The record is from RefSeq and is a predicted model, not a curated record. NCBI's taxonomy places the organism in Eukaryota, Metazoa, Chordata, Aves, Suliformes, Phalacrocoracidae.
GCCCGCCCGCCCGCCCCGGCGGCGGCGGCGGCGGCAGCGACAGCAGCAGCAGCGAGAGGCCGCCCGCCGCCCCUCCGCGCCCCUCCGCGCCCCUCCGCGCCGCUCCGCGCCCCUCCGCGCCCCUCCCGCAAACUUUUACCGGCGCUCCGCCGCUCCUCCCGGGAGGCGAAGCCGGGGCCCUGCCCUCCCCCCGGGCGGCGGCGGGGGCCCUGGGGGGGCUCCCCCGGCUCCUUUUCUCUGCUUCUUAUUGUUUUUUUCCUCUCUUUUUUUUUUUUUCCUUCCCCCCUCGGGGAGGGGUGGGGAAGGGGCUAUAAAGCGCGAAGGGACCUGCGUGACAGUCCCCGCUGCAGCCCGUCCCCGCCGGAGCGGGGGGGUUAGAUAAACACCCGCCCCCCUAAAAAAAAAUUCCCCACCCCCACCGCGGGAGGGACCGGACGGGACGGGACCGGACGCCGCAAGGUAAGGCUCCCUCCAGGUACUGAAAGGCCACAAUAAGGUCUCCUUGCAGCCUUUUCUUCUCCGGGCUGAACAACCCCAACUCCCUCAGCCUGUCUUCAUAGGAGAGGUGCUCCAGCCCUCUGGUUAUCUUCGUGGCCCUCCUCUGGACUCGCUCCAACAGGAUGCUCCUGCUGCGCUGCCCGCUGCUGCUGCUGCUGCUGCCGCUCAGCUCCAGGCCCCAGAAGUUACCGACCAGAGAUGAGGAGCUCUUCCAAAUGCAGAUCCGGGACAAAGCAUUUUUUCAUGAUUCGUCAGUCAUCCCAGAUGGAGCUGAAAUUAGCAGCUACCUCUUCCGAGACACGCCUAAAAGGUAUUUCUUUGUGGUUGAAGAGGACAACACUCCCUUAGCAGUGACAGUGACACCAUGCGAUGCCCCUCUGGAGUGGAAACUGAGUGUGCAAGAACUCCCGGAGGAAGCCAGUGGAGAAGGUUCAGGUGAACCAGAACCUCUUGAGCAACAGAAACAGCAGAUUACUAAUGAGGAAGGCACAGAGCUGUUCUCUUACAAAGGCAAUGAUGUUGAGUACUUUGUGUCCUCUAGUUCCCCGUCUGGUUUGUACCAGCUAGAUGUGCUGUCGACAGAGAAAGAUACACAUUUUAAAGCGUAUGCAACCACUACUCCAGAGUCGGACCAACCUUAUCCUGAACUACCUUACGAUCCCAGAAUCGAUGUCACUUCCCUGGGACGUACAACAGUGACGCUGGCGUGGAAACCGAGUCCCACCGCCUCCUUACUGAAACAGCCAAUUCAGUAUUGCAUAGUCAUCAGUAAAGAACACAACUUCAAAAGCCUCUGUGCUGUUGAAGCCAAGCUCAGUUCUGACGAUGCCUUCAUGAUGGCUCCAAAACCAGGUCUGGAUUUCAGUCCAUUUGACUUUGCCCAUUUUGGCUUCCCUUCAGACAACAAUUCUGGCAAAGAACGUGGUUUCCUAAAAUCAUCAUCAAAGUUUGGGCGCCACACGUCCUCGAAGCCAAGAGCUGACCUGCAUAAAGUUUGUAUCGGGAACAAGAAUAUCUUCACAGUGUCUGACCUGAAGCCCGAUACGCAGUACUACUUUGACAUGUUUGCAGUAAAUACUAACACUAACAUGAGCACCGCGUACAUUGGCACCUUUGCCAGAACGAAGGAGGAGGCUAAACAGAAAACAGUCGAACUCAAGGAUGGCAAAGUUACGGAUGUAUUCAUCAAGAGAAAGGGAGUCAAAUUUCUACGGUUUGCUCCCGUCUCAUCUCACCAGAAAGUCACUUUCUCCAUUCAUUCAUGCCUGGAUGCUGUUCAGAUCCAAGUUAGAAGAGAUGGAAAACUUCUCUUGUCUCAAAACGUGGAGGGUGUGCGGCAGUUCCAGCUUCGGGGAAAAGCAAAAGCUAAAUAUCUCAUUAGGCUGAAAGGAAGCAAAAAAGGUGCUUCUAUGCUGAAGAUCCUGGCUACAACAAGGCCUAACAAGCAGUCGUUUCCUUCUCUUCCUGAAGAUACGCGAAUUAAAGCUUUUGACAAGCUCCGCACGUGUUCUUCGGUCACGGUGGCGUGGCUGGGCACGCAGGAAAGAAACAAAUUCUGCAUCUACAAAAGGGAAGUGGAUGACAAUUACAAUGAAGAGCGGAAGAAAAGAGAGCAGAACCAGUGCUUGGGUCCAGAUACGAGGAAGAAGUCAGAAAAGGUUCUCUGUAAAUACUUCCACAGCCAGAACAUCCAGAAAGCAGUGACCACAGAGACAAUCAGAGGCCUGCAGCCUGGCAAGUCCUACCUGCUGGACGUUUACGUGAUAGGGCACGGCGGGCACUCUGUGAAAUAUCAGAGCAAAUUGGUGAAAACGAGGAAGUUCUGUUAGUGCCCUUGUACAUAGAAAUAUAUGGAACUCCCAUCUGAACGUUAUCCUACUUCCAAGUAUACAGAUUGACUACUUGCACAGCUGCGAAGUUGUGACCUGUAUUUGUACUGUGUAGAAAAGAUAUCAACUUGUAUAUUUAUGUUUACAUAAGUAAUUGGAGGAACUAAGGCUGGUGCUCUCUGGUAGCAUCUGGCAACGGUAUUAUCUUGUCUCCGGUGACCCACAUGUGAUGCUCGGUAGAUGUCCAAGGUAGCAGGAAACCUCGAAGGAACUGGCACUCCUUUGCUUCCAUAUUGCAUGAACUGCUUCUAAAUUAUUUUAUACUUAAAAGGCUGAGAUACAUCAUUUGUCCACCUUGUUAUUCGCACACAAAACUCACAGACAUAUACCCUUUCUCUCAGUGUAGAUGGUAGGGUUUCUGUAAAUUAUUUUAUAGAGUCUUGUUUUAAAUGUUUAUGUUUCUAUGAUUGUAAACUAUUAAAAUAUCUCCCCAAUAAAGUACAGAUCUAAACUAAGUAUUAACUGGGCUGCACAUGAAGCAGUUUCAUUGCUAAUGUAAAUUCUUACCUAGUUGAUUUUCAUGUUUAAAUACUGUAUGUAUUUCAUGUACAAAGUUGCCAUAACGUUAUAUUCCUGUACAUAAAAUUAAAAAUACUAGAUUAUA